AUGAUAAUCCCGGGAGAUCCAAGAGUUAUGAGUAGAUACGUUCUAGCAUGGCUGAAAAACGACAAGUCCAAAUACGUUAGGGUGAUUAGCAGGUAUAGGACAUGCGGCAAUUUCUUUACCAACAUUCAAGAAUUUAUAAAGAGGCCAUCCGAUACGUCUUAUUCCCAUGUUGCCAGGACGCCGCUGUUACUUAAUGUAUUGAGCCAGGAGACUGACGAGUAUAUCAACGUAGUUGACGUUGUUGGCGACGAAUAUUAUUCCCCAGGGGUUAGAGAAUUUACCGUUCAGAGUGAAAAAAUGGACGAGGUAAUAAUCGGAGAAGUACGAUACGGCAGGUACAUUAUCAACAGCAGAGUAGAGGAUCUCAUCUUCAGAAAGGUCACGCUGGAAGGCGGAUCAUACAAUCCUCGCAUAACAAUAACGUCACGCUACAAUGAUGGAAUGGAUAUUACAACUUCCUACAUUUACAUUAGCGGUGAAACAAACAAGUUUUAUCUUUGGGAAGAUAGGAGGAAAAUGAUCGCUCUGUUAGAAUGA
Molecule: messenger RNA, 537 nt
Organism: Theileria equi strain WA
Lineage: Eukaryota; Apicomplexa; Aconoidasida; Piroplasmida; Theileriidae
Exons: 1
Coding region: 1-537 (178 amino acids)
Source: RefSeq, a predicted model, not a curated record